AGAACGACAAAGAGAGAACAUCCUUCUGCUGAGAGGAGCCUAGAACCACAAACUCAGACCGGAUCCAGCUCACUAAACUCCAGAUAGCCAAACCUUUUUCUGAUGCUACAGAUUUUUGAUUGUGUGUUGCACAGCAAGAAGAUGGAACACAGAGCUGUACUUCUCAUGUUUGUGAUAUCACAGGUUUUUGCUCCUGCCUGGUCCCAGGUGUGUCCACGGAGAUGCCAGUGCCCUGAGGAACCCCCCAUGUGCCCUCCAGGCGUGCCUCUGAUCUUGGACGACUGUGCCUGCUGCCUGGUUUGUCCCGCUCAAACGGGGCAGGUGUGCUCUGAGAUGAAACCCUGCGACACACGGAAAGGACUGCAGUGUGACUACUCUGUCAACAUCCACAAACGGACUGGUGUCUGUGCUGUUAACGCGGGUAAUGCCUGUGUUUUGGAUGGUUCUGUGUAUCGACAUGGACAGACCUUCUUCCCCAGCUGUAAAUACCAGUGCAUGUGCCACGACCGGCAGAUCGCUUGUGUGCCACGAUGCAACCUGGACGUCAUGCUGCCCGGUCCAGACUGCCCCGUGCCGCGCCGGGUCCAUGUUCCUGGAGAGUGUUGUGAAAAGUGGGUGUGUGGCUCGCGGGCAGAGGCCAGCGCUCUGGGCGGCCUGGCCAUGGCAGCCUUUCGCCAAGAAGAAACCGUGAGCUUUAACGGUUGGGACCCCAGCCUGAACUGCAUUGAGCAGACCACAGAGUGGGGGGCGUGCUCCGAGACGUGCGGCAUGGGGGUGUCCACCAGGGUUACGAACAAGAACCCUCAGUGUGAGAUGGUGAAGCAGAGCCGGCUGUGUAUGGUCAGACCCUGUGACGGCCUGCAGGAACAGCUGACACAACUUCCACCAACGGUACUCCUCGCAGAUGAAAAAUCCUCUGCUUACUUACACACUUUAUUCUGCAUACUAAUCCCAUGACUGUGUCUUCUUAACCAGCAAACAGGGGCAAGGUGCCAGAGGAUGGUGAGGAGUGACAAAGCCAUUCGCUUAACUUAUAAGAACUGCACCACCGUGCAGGCCUACAAGCCUCGCUUCUGCGGUUCCUGCACAGACGGCCGCUGCUGUACCCCCCACAGAACCAAAACCGCACUGGUGGAGUUCCAGUGCGCCGAGGGGAAAACCACCAGGAGGCCAGUCAUGGUGAUCCUGACGUGUGUCUGCCACAGCCACUGUCCCAGAGACAACGCGGCGUGGCCGCCAUCAGAGCCUGGGCACAGUGCAGUCAAAUUAUGGGCGUAGCGUAUUAUAUUAAUAAUGGCAAAAACAGCAUAUGAUGAGGACUGCAAAUUAUUGUGUUUCUCUAAAAUCUUAAAAAUGUAUUUAAAUAAUUAUAAUCACUACAGAAGCCUAUAAUUUGCAGCUGAUUACAGAAUAUUUAUGCUCAUGAAAGCACUUGGUUUUAUAAAACCUGUAACCUUUUUUGGAGCUUGUACAGAAAUUGAUCUCUCCUGGAGAGAGAUCUAACCGUAAGAUCCUGUGAUCAAACUAUUUUCAUGUUUUACCAACUCAAGCACUUAAACAAGGUCCCAUAUUCAGCUGCAAGUUCUGGAUGUUAGGUUAAGAUGACUUCUGUUUAAGAAGUUAAAGUAAAAAACAGAUUUUCUUUUUUUUUUUUGUCAAACAGGUGUCUGGCAUACAAGUUAUAUGAAAGUGUGAUUUUUUACUGUAAUAACUAAAGCAGACAGCCAAAUACUAAGUUUGGUAUAUAAAAAGAUAUGACUAAUGCAAAAUAAAGUA
Oryzias melastigma (Indian medaka) is the source of this 1776-nucleotide messenger RNA. RefSeq names its product CCN family member 3. The record is from RefSeq and is a predicted model, not a curated record. Gene Ontology annotation, cellular component: extracellular matrix; extracellular region. Gene Ontology annotation, biological process: signal transduction; cell adhesion. Lineage: Eukaryota; Metazoa; Chordata; Actinopteri; Beloniformes; Adrianichthyidae. The transcript is spliced from 4 exons. Gene Ontology annotation, molecular function: heparin binding; integrin binding. The coding region runs from base 103 to 957 and encodes 284 amino acids.